Ipomoea triloba (trilobed morning glory) is the source of this 1034-nucleotide messenger RNA. Its product is annotated as probable calcium-binding protein CML48. Gene Ontology annotation, molecular function: calcium ion binding. The record is from RefSeq and is a predicted model, not a curated record. Lineage: Eukaryota; Viridiplantae; Streptophyta; Magnoliopsida; Solanales; Convolvulaceae. The transcript has 5 exons. Bases 162 to 917 code for a protein of 251 amino acids.
GGAAAAGAAAGCAGUCUUUCUCUUUCUUUCAUAAUAAGAACUCUUAUUACAGGUUGCGUGUCGAUUAAAUAUCAUUUUCGCAGAUUAUUAUUAUAUAGUCAAACAACAAAAAGAUUUCGUACGCGACCCAUCUCUCUCUCUUUCUCUCUCAAGCAUCGACAAUGGCGUCCUACAACGGCAGAGCAGCCUACUCCCCUUCAGCUCCACCCUUACCCGGGACCGACGAGCCUUCUAUUGCUCACCCCUACCAUCCAACCACAACUUACUCCGUUCCCAGCUACGCUCCUUCUCCACCUUCGGCUCGCCCUCAUAGUCCUUCUCCACCUUCGACUCGCCCUCAUAGUAGCAGCAGCAGUUCCUACGCCCACUUUUCAUACACUGCCUUUCCUCCCGGUACUGACCCCGAUGUAAUUCGGAGCUUCCAAAUGGUGGAUAGGGAUCACAGCGGCUUCAUAGAAGACAAGGAGCUCCAGCAGGCCCUCUCCUCUGGUUACCAAAACUUCAGUCUUCGCACAAUCCGUUUACUCAUCUUUCUCUUCAAGAACCCAACUGAAUCUUCUCUCAGAAUCGGCCCUAAGGAGUUUGCUGCUUUGUGGAGUUGUUUGGGACAAUGGAGGGCCGCGUUUGAAAGGUUUGACAGAGAUAGGAGUUGGAAAAUUGAUGCAACAGAACUGAGAGAUGCUCUCUAUAGUCUUGGGUAUAUGGUGCCACCUUCUGUCCUUCAACUUCUGGUUUCCAGAUAUGAUGGUGGAAAUGGUCGGGCUGAGCUGAACUUUGAUAGUUUUGUUGAAUGUGGGAUGAUUGUAAAGGGCCUGACCGAGAAGUUCAAAGAGAAGGAUCCGCGAUAUACAGGUUCUGCAAAGCUGAGUUAUGAUGAAUUCCUCUCUAUGAUCAUUCCUUUUCUUGUGUCAUACUAGGACUCAAGGAUGUCAUUGUCUUUUAUUAUCUCAAUAUUCUUGGCUGUGUUUCAACUUUCAAGUGAAAAUGAUUUUUAGCUGGAUUGCAUAUUGCCUUCAGCCUGUUGAAACAGAGUA